Molecule: messenger RNA, 1524 nt
Organism: Nicotiana attenuata
Lineage: Eukaryota; Viridiplantae; Streptophyta; Magnoliopsida; Solanales; Solanaceae
Exons: 4
Coding region: 1-1524 (507 amino acids)
Source: RefSeq, a predicted model, not a curated record
AUGUCGUUAGAGAGUCAUCUGCCAACAGUUCCUAUCCCUGAGGAUAGCCCGAUCUCGGCCAUCCCAACUUCAGAGUCAGCCGCUGCUAAGGAAAACAGGGUUCUGCGUCUCUGCAUGUUGGAAACGAAUACUCUGUCGAAUCUCAAGAAGAAGUUAUCGGAAAGUUUUCGAGAAUAUGCUGUUAAAUGGCACGAACAGGCGGCCAGGGUCAAGCCCCAGAUGGAUGAAACAGAAAUGGUGAGUGUUUUUCUACAAGCCCAAGAGGCUGACUACUUUCAGAAUAUGAUGUCUGCAAUGGGGAAAACGUUUGCUGAGGACAUCAAGAUUGGUGAGAUGGUCGAGAACGGUCUGAAGACAAGGCGCACAUUGAGCCAAUCUGCCAUAAGAGCUAUGUCCCAAGCAAUUCAAAGCGGGUUCGGAGGUGUAGCGAAUAGAAAGAAAAAGGAAGAAGUGGCAAUGGCGGCUUCAGGUCCGAGAAACCCUCGUCCGCCCAGAAGUUAUUUCUCACCAAGCACUCCACAGCAUUAUUAUCCCCACCAGGAUGUGGCUUAUGCUUUAGCCCUCCAGCCUUACACAGUGAUGAACGCCCAGCCAUAUGCCCGGCCACAACAACAGCAAAACCCAGAGUCGCCCUCUUACCGACACGGUGCUCGAUGUGCCUAUCAUUCGGGAGCGAAAGGGCAUGACACUGAAGACUGUUGGACCCUAAAAAGGGCGGUUGAGAAUCUCAUAGAGCAAAAACGGAUAGUGCUGAAGGAUGAAGAAAUUCCUAAUGUGACCAACAACCCAUUACCGGCCCACAACAACGGACCUCUUAUUGGGAUGAUUUACGAAGAUAAGGAGUUUGAUCCCGCCUUGAAAGCCAUCAUUGCCAUCGCUGGUGUCGAAAAGAAACCAAAGGCUACUGCAAAGCAAGACAAGGGGGAGAAGAAGAAUGAACCCACCCCCAAAAGUGCAGAAAAGAAAGUGAAAACCAAAAUCGAGGCAGUACCCCCAAAAGAUGCCAUUCUUUAUGUUCCUCGGGGUCACAGGAAAGAACGAAUGACAUUGAGCCCUCCAAAAAGGUUCGAGCUGAACAAGGGACCUAAGAUAGCGGUAGUGACAUACAAGGGAAAAGAGGUCCUGGAGGAAACAAAUGAAACUAACCCAGCUGAGAAAUACCUUAACUUGGAGGAUUUGAACAAAGCCAAAAAGAAGCGUUUCCCACUCAAGAAGCUCGUUAGUGCUGAGGAGGCCGAAGAAUUCUUUCGCAAAAUGAAAACUGUUGACUAUGAGGUAAUAGACCAACUCCGAAAGUCUCCUUCACAGGUCUCACUCCUGUCUCUGCUGCUGAGCUCAACCGAGCAUCAGAAAGUGUUGAUAAAAACCCUCAAUGAAGCUUAUGUUCCGAUUGAAACCACUGUUGAGCAAUUGGAAAGGAUGGCAGAAAGAUUCUUCGCAAUCAACCAGAUCUCAUUUAGCAAGAAUGAUUUGCCCCCGGAAGGGGCUUCCCACAAUAAAGCCCUUCAUCUGACAGUUAAAUGA